Messenger RNA from Rhipicephalus sanguineus (brown dog tick), 1196 nucleotides. RefSeq names its product cytochrome P450 1A1-like. Lineage: Eukaryota; Metazoa; Arthropoda; Arachnida; Ixodida; Ixodidae. The transcript has 6 exons. The record is from RefSeq and is a predicted model, not a curated record. Bases 1 to 993 code for a protein of 330 amino acids. Gene Ontology annotation, molecular function: oxidoreductase activity, acting on paired donors, with incorporation or reduction of molecular oxygen; iron ion binding; monooxygenase activity.
AUGGCGGUCGCUAAGAAGCUGGCUGCCAGCGUGUGCAACAACAUUUCUGCUUUGGUGUUCGGGCAGCGAUACGAGCUCAAUGACCCCAGGUGUCACUAUAUCGAGGGAUUAGUGAGCACAUUUAUGCGCUACGCAAGUGUUCUGUCGCUACUGGACUUCCUGCCAACAGUCCGCUCAGUGUGCAACUACAUCCCAUACACGAAGAUCUGCAUCUUGAACGACGUAAUGAAGAAUAUGAAGCAAGCUAUCAGGACGGAAGUGAAAAAACGAGAAAAGAACAUGGAAAGUUAUUUUGAAAGAGACUUUAUCGACGGCUACCUGAGGAAGACUGAAGAAAACAAGGGAACUAACUCGCAUUUUAACCUGGAUCAUUUGGAAGGAAACGCAAUCAACCUGUACGGUGCGGCCACUAACACAGUGCGGGCCGCCAUUCUGUGGAACUUGUACGUCGCCGCGAGUGACCCGGACGGCAUGCAGGCUCAAGUGCAGCAAGAGAUUGACACCGUGAUCGGCCGCGAGAAGCCGAUCGAAUGGGAGGACAGACGUAGUCUACCUUACACCAUGGCGUCUGUCCUGGAGACUCUACGGUGGAGGACAACGGCGCCUAUUGGAAUACACAGGAUCACCAUGAGUGACACCGAAAUUUGUGGAUACCAUAUCCCUGCCGGAACCUUCGUGAUAGCCAAUUUGUGGAGCCUGCACAAUGACUCCGCCCAUUGGUGCAACCCGUUUCAAUACGACCCGACACGAUUCCUGAAUUCUGAUGGCACAGAGCUCGCUGAGAAGCCACUGGCUUUCCUGCCUUUCAGCGUAGGUAAACGCGCUUGCGCUGGUGAGACGCUGGGUCUUAUGGAAGUGUUCUUGUACGUAGCGACGUUUCUUCAACACUUCAGGGUGCAGGGGCAGGACGGUACAGUCAUCUCCCUCGAACCAAGGAACGCUUUUAUUGCUGUCGUCAAUGACACUCAAAAACUGCGCUUUAUACGACGAUGAGCGAAUAUGUCCUCGUGAGGACGCCCAAUUUUUUUUUUUUUGGUGUCUAGAGAACAUCUCACUUUUCUACGAAGCAACAAGAACUUUGCUGAAGUUCAAAAUGACGGAGUGCUUAUUAUACAUAAAUAUGUCUUGUUAUCGCACUUACCUGAAGAGAACUUAUCAUGAAAAAAUUAUGGCAGCUUUGCACUAGUGGUGCCAAG